GGCGAACGAGCGGCGGGGCGGGUGCCGCGGACUCGCCGAGUUGACGUCAUGCUCAUCGCUUUUAACCAAACAGCUAACUUGUCAGACCUGGCGUUCGAUUCCGACCGUCCUGCCAGUCCCUUCAGCCUCGCCCAGAAGAUCGUCAUAGCCAUCAUCGCCAGCGUCCUCUCCGUACUCACAGUAGUCGGCAACUCCAUGGUCAUGAUAAGCUUUAAGAUCGACAAACAACUGCAGACAAUCAGCAAUUACUUCCUGUUCUCGCUAGCGGUCGCCGACUUCGCUGUUGGUUUGAUAUCUAUGCCACUAUUCACAAUGUUCACGAUAUACGGCUACUGGCCGCUGGGACCUCAUAUUUGCGACACCUGGCUAGCGUUGGAUUACUUAGCGUCGAACGCAUCCGUACUUAACCUUUUAAUAAUAAGUUUCGAUCGAUAUUUUAGUGUGACGCGGCCCUUAACGUACAGGGCUAAGAGGACUACACGCCGCGCGAUGGUUAUGAUAGGAUGUGCGUGGGGUUUCAGUUUGGUGUUAUGGCCGCCGUGGAUUUACGCAUGGCCGUAUAUAGAUGGCGAGAGGAAGGUACCACCUCACGAAUGUUACAUACAGUUCAUAGAGACAAACCAGUUUAUCACGUUCGGAACAGCCAUAGCUGCGUUUUAUGUGCCAGUGACAGUGAUGUGUAUAUUGUACUAUAAAAUUUGGAGGGAAACCAAAAAAAGACAGAAGGAUCUGCCUAAUCUACAAGGCGGCAAGAAACACGAUUCAUCGAAGAGAUCUAAUUCUAGUGACGAAACCAAAGAAAUAGAUGGUCGAGCAAGAUCCGAGUCCGGGGAUGCUGAUUCAGUGUAUCACGUGAGGGGUGCACUCCACGACGCCAGGUGGAGAGACAAUCAGGCCUUAUCCCAACGUCCAAAGCGAGGCUGGGCUGCGGUGAGGGACUGGUGUGUCGCUUGGUGGCACUCUGGUAGAGAAGACCUCGAGGAUACAGAACCGGAGGAAGAGCCAUCUGACCCUGGGUAUGCCACACCCGUGUCAGUUGAGACGCCGUUGCAGAGUACUGUGUCCAGAUGCACAUCUCUCAAUGUAAUAAGAGAUCCAUACGCUGGCCGCGGGGGAUCGGGGGGGUCGAGUGUCACGGAUGGAGGGACUUCUCCACUCCGACGUAAUUUCGAGACGCCUGCCCCUAUACCAGCUGCCAGAGACAGCCGAUCGCUGCCACCGAACACCAGAAUCAACACCUCCGCGUCACCAGCCCCAAAAUCAGCAUCUGCUGAUUCGGUUUACACCAUCCUUAUCAGAUUACCAGAUGCUGAUACAGAAAGACCCAGCAUUAAAAUGAUCACCGAAGAGUCUCCUCCGACGAACACAAGAACACACUAUCGACCUGCUCGAGGGGAUUCCGAACUAAACAUACACCCAGCUGGUCACGCUGCACUAACCAGACGGACAUCACACAUACAAGACGUGAGAAUUCCUCUAAAUGCGAAAAUUAUACCGAAACAGCUGGCUGGCAAAGGGAUUACUUCAAAACAGCCAAAGAAAAAGAAAACUCAAGAGAAGAAACAGGAAUCAAAAGCUGCGAAAACGCUCUCAGCGAUAUUGUUAUCUUUCAUCAUCACUUGGACGCCUUAUAAUAUCCUCGUGCUAUUGAAACCACUCACAGCAUGUACCAAGUGUGAUGAACUUUGGUCUUUCUUUUACGCGCUAUGUUACAUCAACUCCACUAUAAAUCCCGUGUGUUAUGCCCUAUGCAACGCGACGUUCAGGAGAACGUACGUUAGAAUUUUGACUUGUAAAUGGCAUAAUAGAAAUAGGGAAGCAAUGACAAGAGGAGUGUACAAUUAGCGAAAUGGAAUCAACAUAAAAAAGUAUUUAAAUGAAGAAAAUUAAAAAAUUGCUUAAGUUACGUCAAAUCGGUACCAAAAUAGUGAUUGCCCGGUUUUGGUACCGAAAUAUUUUCUUUAAAAUAAAACGAUGUAUAAAUACAAUUUUUAAUUAAAAUUUUUGGUAAUAUCAGUUAAAUAUUUGUGCUUUAUAACUUUUUGAAUCAGUGCGAUAUGUCUUUGAUAGGAUAACGGAAACUUUAAUGAUCUCAAUAAAAUUGUUUUUUCUACUCUGUUUUGAUGAUUCAGGACCGCUUUGAAAACCAUAUAUGCGUUUUUCCACUAUUUGAGGUAUUCCUGGAUUUAUUUGAAGCAAUGUUUUUGUUAGUGAGCGAGUCCCGUCCAUUUUAUAUUUAUUUUAAUAUUAGUUGACCGGAGGGAGGCGUUUUGUAAUUUUUCGUUCUUCUGUUGUAAGAAGAUCCUGAAACCGAAGGUAAUAGCAUGCAAUAGGAGUGAGCGAGUGUGUUUUUAAGUGAAUCUACAACGGACAUUGUGUCUAUAUUGUACUCGUAAGCUUGAGGUUACUUCACUAGUAAAAAUGUCUGGUGUUCUGGUAAAGUGUGAGCUUGUAGGAUAAACUCGACGAAUUUAGUGCACGAACGUUUAAAUUUCAUUCCUUUAAAUUGGUGUUAUAUAAUUUGCAAUAUAAAACUAUCCUCGUGUGAUAUGAUUAAGUAAUUGACCAAUGUUGUUUGUUGGAAUGUUUAGUGUAAUUUAUUUAUGGAUUUCGAGAGAUAUUCGAGCCUUCAUUUUCAA
Molecule: messenger RNA, 2639 nt
Organism: Danaus plexippus (monarch butterfly)
Lineage: Eukaryota; Metazoa; Arthropoda; Insecta; Lepidoptera; Nymphalidae
Gene: mAChR-A
Product: muscarinic acetylcholine receptor DM1
Exons: 4
Coding region: 49-1845 (598 amino acids)
Biological process (GO): G protein-coupled receptor signaling pathway, coupled to cyclic nucleotide second messenger; chemical synaptic transmission; adenylate cyclase-inhibiting G protein-coupled acetylcholine receptor signaling pathway
Cellular component (GO): synapse; dendrite; plasma membrane
Molecular function (GO): G protein-coupled serotonin receptor activity; G protein-coupled acetylcholine receptor activity
Source: RefSeq, a predicted model, not a curated record